Tarenaya hassleriana is the source of this 1081-nucleotide messenger RNA. Its product is annotated as zinc finger protein CONSTANS-LIKE 16-like. Gene Ontology annotation, molecular function: zinc ion binding. The record is from RefSeq and is a predicted model, not a curated record. The coding region runs from base 146 to 1081 and encodes 311 amino acids. Lineage: Eukaryota; Viridiplantae; Streptophyta; Magnoliopsida; Brassicales; Cleomaceae. Gene Ontology annotation, cellular component: nucleus. The transcript has a single exon. Gene Ontology annotation, biological process: regulation of DNA-templated transcription.
CACUCUCUUUUUUAUUUUAAAGCAAACAUCCUUUCGAUUCGCUCAAAAGAUUCAUUGGAAACUCAACUCAAUUUAUGAGUUAUUAACCACUUAAAAAAGCUUGGUCUGCUUGUUGUCAAUGGUGAUUAGGGCAUAACUAAGUACGAUGAAGAGUUCGGCUAAUGCGGUCGGGGGCAAGACCGCGAGGGCUUGUGACAGCUGCGUUAAGAGGCGUGCUCGGUGGUAUUGCCCCUCCGAUGACGCUUUCCUUUGCCAGGCUUGCGACGGGUCCGUCCAUUCAGCCAACCCACUAGCCCGCCGGCACGAGCGGGUCCGCUUGAAAUCCGCAAGCUCGAGCAGAACCCACCGCCCGACCACUGUAUCCCCUCCCGGAACAGCCAAGUGGCACCAUGGGUUCACGCGUAAAGCUCGGACUCCACGCGGCAGCGGCUCUGCUGGGAAACCUAAUCAACGUGCGGUAUUCUUCCACGACCUCGUGCCGGAGAUCAGCGUCGAGGAUCAGACAGAAAACUACGAGGAAGAGCAACUGAUUUUUCAAGUGCCGGUUCUUGAUCCCACGGUCUCGGAGCAAUACAGAGACGACGCGAUUGAGGAGAAGACCGGUUUUCCGUUACCGGAACUUAUUAAAUUUGCCGACAUGAACGAGGAGAACGAUGAAGACAACGCCGAGAGUUGUCUCGACCGGUUUUUUCCAACAGAUAUGGAGCUUGCGGAGUUUGCAGCUGACGUUGAUACUCUGCUCGGACACAACUUAGAGACAGAAUCUUUUGCCACGGAGGACCUAGGGUUAGGUGAUGGUUUGUCAGUUUGUGGACGAUCUUCUUCUAUGAUGCUGAAACUGGAAAACGAAGACGUCCACGAAGAAGAAACUGUAGCACGAGAAGGCACACCUAUGGAACUAUUUUACGAACGCAAGGGCAUGCCAUUUGAGUUGAGCUUUGAUCAAGAUCACUCACACAGGGCAUUCGAAGAAGAAGAAGAAGACGAAGAAAAAAACGUGAUAAACGUUAACACUGGCGAGAGAGAAAGUGUUAGAAGUGGCGGCAGUAGUAAUAUCUCACAUUCCAUAAAGAAGAAGUAA